Daphnia magna is the source of this 801-nucleotide messenger RNA. RefSeq lists its product as uncharacterized. Bases 1 to 801 code for a protein of 266 amino acids. The record is from RefSeq and is a predicted model, not a curated record. The transcript is spliced from 2 exons. NCBI's taxonomy places the organism in Eukaryota, Metazoa, Arthropoda, Branchiopoda, Diplostraca, Daphniidae.
AUGGCCCACGCAACGCCAGUAGCCCCUAAAGCAAAAUUAGGCAAGCCUAGCUUUUUCAACACACUCGGGAAGUCUAUCUUGACCACUUUCUCUCCGAAAUCAGCGGAACGACGCCAGCCCGUCGUUGACGACGACUGUUACUCAGACGACGACUAUUACGAAGACGAGAACGACUACCUUGUCGAGCCUAAACCUCUGCCCGGAAAUUUCUCGUUCGAAGAAACCCGUGCAGCAUUUUUAAGUAAAGGAAAAGGUUUACAUAGCCCGUCCAAUCCAAUCCGAAACUUGAUCGGGGAAACGUCCAGUCAGCGUCAAGACGAUAGGGCCCACGCCGUCAGCAAAUCCCUACCUAGGACACCGGUCACCCAUACUCGCCUUUAUCCCGAAUUAAACGCUGACGUGGAAGACGUCGAACUUCGCACCGAAGAGGCACCUGAGCAGUCGGGUCCGGGUCUAACGGUGCGGAAAAAUCGCAACAUCCGAGUAAAGGGCCAGCCGCCGACCCGAGUCAGUGAACGUAAUCGAAACAAAGCUUUCCAGCCCCUUGUGCCAGAAACGAUUAAACCUGUCGAGUCCACUCUGAUUGACGACAUCUAUCUCAAACUCGAAAGCGAUCCCGAGUCAGCAGAAGAGAACGACGAUUUCAGCAGCGUGAAGUCUCAUAACGAUUUAGAAGUCGAGCAAGACCUUGAACGCACCAGAGAACGUGUCGAGGAAGAUUUAAGAGAGAAAGAGAAACAGAUAUCAGAAUUAUUAUACAGACCAAUCACAACAAACGACAGAGAAACUAGCUCCUACUAA